AUGUCCACCGAAACCACUGUUAAGGCCUCCAACUGGAGAUUGGUCGAAGUCGGCCGUGUUGUCUUGGUCAACAAGGGCCAAUACAAGGGAAAGUUGGCCACUAUCGUUGAGAUCAUUGACCACAAGAGAGCUCUUGUUGACGGUCCAACCACUGGUGUUCCACGUCAAUCCAUUUCUCUUGCCCACGUUGUUCUUACCCCAUUGACCUACUCCGUUCCAAGAGGUGCUAGAACCGCUACCGUUGCUAAGAAGUUCACCGCUGCCGGUGUCUCUGAGAAAUGGGCUCAAUCCUCCUGGGCUAAGAAGAUUGCUCAAAGAGAAACCAGAAGAGGUCUCUCUGACUUUGACAGAUUCAAAGUUUUGGUGUUGAAGAAACAACAAAGAUUUGCUGUCAAGAAGGCUUUGGCUAAGGCUUAA
Williopsis jadinii is the source of this 417-nucleotide messenger RNA. Its product is annotated as 60S ribosomal protein eL14. The record is from RefSeq and is a predicted model, not a curated record. Gene Ontology annotation, molecular function: RNA binding; structural constituent of ribosome. Gene Ontology annotation, cellular component: cytosolic large ribosomal subunit; ribosome. Bases 1 to 417 code for a protein of 138 amino acids. The transcript is spliced from 2 exons. Lineage: Eukaryota; Fungi; Ascomycota; Saccharomycetes; Phaffomycetales; Wickerhamomycetaceae. Gene Ontology annotation, biological process: translation; ribosomal large subunit biogenesis.